GCUCUCCUCCCCUCGCGUCGCAGCAGGCAGACGCGUAGACGCCCCCACCAAACCAAAUCGCUUUUAGACCCGAAGCGUUUCGGCUCCCCCAGAGCAAAGCUGCUCGUGCACCAAACGAAGAGGCGGAAGAGCUGGUGGCUAGGCAGAUGGCGUCGCCGUCGUCGUCGCUGUGCUCCAGCUUCGCCUCCCUGCGGACGGCCUCCCUCGGCCACCGCCGCGGCCUCGUCUUCUCCGCCCCCAGGAAGGCAUUCCAAGUGAGGGCAUCAGCUCGGGUUGACAAGUUCUCAAAGAAUGACAUCAUUGUGUCCCCUUCCAUUCUAUCUGCAAACUUUUCCAAGCUUGGUGAACAGGUAAAAGCUGUGGAGGUGGCAGGAUGCGACUGGAUUCAUGUUGACGUCAUGGAUGGACGAUUUGUGCCAAAUAUCACGAUUGGACCUUUGGUUGUUGAUGCUCUCCGUCCAGUGACUGAUCUUCCAUUGGAUGUACAUCUGAUGAUUGUGGAACCUGAGCAGCGAGUCCCAGAUUUUAUUAAGGCGGGUGCUGAUAUUGUUAGUGUCCACUGUGAACAAUCAUCAACCAUCCAUUUGCACCGAACAGUCAAUCAGAUUAAAAGUCUAGGAGCAAAGGCAGGAGUUGUUUUGAAUCCAGCGACUCCACUCACCGCAAUAGAUUACGUUCUUGAUGUUGUCGACCUGGUCUUGAUUAUGUCUGUGAAUCCUGGGUUUGGUGGCCAGAGCUUUAUUGAGAGUCAAGUAAAGAAAAUUGCAGAGUUGAGAAGGUUAUGUGCAGAGAAGGGAGUAAACCCCUGGAUUGAGGUUGAUGGUGGUGUUGGUCCGCAAAAUGCCUACAAGGUCAUUGAAGCUGGGGCGAAUGCCAUUGUUGCUGGUUCUGCAGUUUUUGGGGCUCCAGACUACGCUGAAGCUAUCAAAGGAAUCAAGACCAGCCAAAGACCUGUAGCUGUACCGGCAUGAGGAACUGGAACUGUACUCAAUUACCCUGUGCAAGUUUAGCAGUGCUGCGAUUUGUAUAGAUGUGUGUCUUGAUGAGCCAUACGUUAUAUUGGACAUCAAAGAAGACGGAGGCGGUGAAGAAAUAUCCCUUUUCUUUCCUCAUUUUCCUCGAGGGUGCCUGCCUUGUACUGCUUCCCAGAAUGUUGUGUGAUAUUAAAACGUACACGGGAUCGUUCUUGGCGAAAAUCCGGCCAUGUGUACAUCGGCAGUUGAUUGAAACCCUGGUACCAGGGCCUUCGCAGUUUUGCCUCCCCAA
This is a messenger RNA of Panicum hallii, 1266 nucleotides long. RefSeq names its product ribulose-phosphate 3-epimerase, chloroplastic. Gene Ontology annotation, cellular component: cytosol. NCBI's taxonomy places the organism in Eukaryota, Viridiplantae, Streptophyta, Magnoliopsida, Poales, Poaceae. The transcript is spliced from 9 exons. The coding region runs from base 147 to 971 and encodes 274 amino acids. Gene Ontology annotation, biological process: carbohydrate metabolic process; pentose-phosphate shunt, non-oxidative branch; pentose-phosphate shunt. The record is from RefSeq and is a predicted model, not a curated record. Gene Ontology annotation, molecular function: D-ribulose-phosphate 3-epimerase activity; metal ion binding.